AUGUCCGUCGAAAUCGACCCGCUGGAGCUUGGGUUCCGUAGACCCUUUACCGUCGAGGUUUCGCAGGUUCUCAAAAUCAAGAACCCCAACACCGCGCCGGUUGCUUUCAAGGUCAAAACCACAGCUCCCAAGCAGUACUGCGUCCGGCCGAACUCUGGCCGCAUCGAGCCCGGACAUGAAGUCGAGGUGUCUGUGCUCUUGCAAGCGAUGAAGCAGGAACCGCCCCUCGAUGCUAAGUGCCGCGACAAGUUCCUCGUCCAGUCCGUCAUCAUCACCGCCGACAAGGAGUUCACAAAUGUGUCGCAGAUUUGGGACUCUGUAGAAAAGUCGGCAAUCCAGGAAAAGAAGAUCCGGGUGUCUUGGCUGUCGCCAUCCCACGGUUUACAGUCCCUCGCUACUCCUGUCCGACGGGCAGGUGCCAAUGGGUACGACGCCACCCCCGACACCGCACCCCCGACAUACUCCUCCCCCACGGGCGAUGACACGACCAUCGCCGACGAAACCGCCCUGCCCUCGCAGCCUGAGCCAAAGGAAGCCCGACAACAACAGCAGCAGCAGCAAUCACCAGAGCCGAACCAAGAGACCCACCAGCAGCAGACCGUCUUCUCCGCCGCUGGCGCCACGGCGGCGGCAGCAGGAGCGGCAGCGACCGUAAAAUCCGCGGCGGUCGAAACCUACGAGGAGCUCAAGGACCGGCUGGCCAAGGCCGAGGCGACCAUCGCGUCGCUCAAGAACGAGGCGGCGAGCGGCCUGCGGCAGCGCAAGCCAGCUCCGUCCGAGUCAGAGGGCAAGACCAGCACGGCGGCGACGACGGGGACUGGAGCGCAGCUGGCACAGGCCGAGAGGCCGACAGUGCAGGGUACCGAGGGCGUGCCGGUGCAGAUUGUGGCGCUGCUUUGCUUGGCGAGCUUUUUGUUGGCGUAUUUCUUGUUUUGA
Messenger RNA from Parathielavia appendiculata, 936 nucleotides. RefSeq names its product VAMP-associated protein. The record is from RefSeq and is a predicted model, not a curated record. Gene Ontology annotation, biological process: endoplasmic reticulum membrane organization. The transcript is spliced from 7 exons. Gene Ontology annotation, cellular component: plasma membrane; endoplasmic reticulum membrane. NCBI's taxonomy places the organism in Eukaryota, Fungi, Ascomycota, Sordariomycetes, Sordariales, Chaetomiaceae. The coding region runs from base 1 to 936 and encodes 311 amino acids. Gene Ontology annotation, molecular function: FFAT motif binding.